AUGGCUAACAUUGUUCUUCCUCUUUGUGUUCCUUCAUCAUACAAAGAUCAUCAGUAUCAAGGAUCUACUGUAGAACUUAGCAAAGAUCUAUCCAACAGUACAACUUUGUAUAUUGGAAAUUUAUCAUUUUAUACAACAGAAGAACAGAUCUAUGAACUAUUUUCAAAAGCAGGAGAAAUCAAGAGGAUAAUUAUGGGAUUGGAUAAGUUUCAAAGAACACCUUGUGGAUUUUGUUUUGUUGAGUAUUAUUCACAUCAAGACGCAUUAGAUUGUAUGAAAUAUAUUAAUAGCACCAAAUUAGAUGAAAGAAUUAUUAGAACAGAUUUAGAUCCUGGGUAUAAAGAUGGGAGACAAUUUGGAAGAGGUAGAUCUGGUGAUGAAUAUAGGCAAGAUUAUGAUACAGGACGUGGUGGAUGGGGGCAUCUUCGUGCAAAAAAUGAAGCAGAACGUGCAAGAAGACAAAAAGAAGAAUACGAAGCCAUUACUUCUAUUCCUAUGGGUGCUGGUGAAUACAAAGGAAAAGGAACUACAUCAAAGAAACAUGAAAGAGAUAGUGAUGAUCAAGGGCGUGAAGAUCAAGGUCGUGAAAAGAAUCCACGUUUUAGAGAAGACAAAUCAGAUGAUGAGGAGGAUGAAAUGCAAACUGAUGGAUCUACUGUAGAACUUAGCAAAGAUCUAUCCAACAGUACAACUUUGUAUAUUGGAAAUUUAUCAUUUUAUACAACAGAAGAACAGAUCUAUGAACUAUUUUCAAAAGCAGGAGAAAUCAAGAGGAUAAUUAUGGGAUUGGAUAAGUUUCAAAGAACACCUUGUGGAUUUUGUUUUGUUGAGUAUUAUUCACAUCAAGAUGCAUUAGAUUGUAUGAAAUAUAUUAAUAGCACCAAAUUAGAUGAAAGAAUUAUUAGAACAGAUUUAGAUCCUGGGUAUAAAGAUGGGAGACAAUUUGGAAGAGGUAGAUCUGGUGAUGAAUAUAGGCAAGAUUAUGAUACAGGACGUGGUGGAUGGGGGCAUCUUCGUGCAAAAAAUGAAGCAGAACGUGCAAGAAGACAAAAAGAAGAAUACGAAGCCAUUACUUCUAUUCCUAUGGGUGCUGGUGAAUACAAAGGAAAAGGAACUACAUCAAAGAAACGUGAAAGAGAUAGUGAUGAUCAAGGGCGUGAAGAUCAAGGUCGUGAAAAGAAUCCACGUUUUAGAGAAGACAAAUCAGAUGAUGAGGAGGAUGAAAUGCAAACCGAUGUUUAA
Molecule: messenger RNA, 1242 nt
Organism: Entrophospora sp. SA101
Lineage: Eukaryota; Fungi; Glomeromycota; Glomeromycetes; Entrophosporales; Entrophosporaceae
Source: the annotation of a GenBank genome assembly